This is a messenger RNA of Stylonychia lemnae, 6246 nucleotides long. The record is from the annotation of a GenBank genome assembly. NCBI's taxonomy places the organism in Eukaryota, Ciliophora, Spirotrichea, Sporadotrichida, Oxytrichidae.
AUGAUUAUUUCAUUCGGAGGAGUUGCUCGUAAAAAAUAACCUGAUUAAGACAUCAAGCAGAAAACUAAUGAAGGAUAGCCAGGUACUUCUGGUAUAAAUGGAAUGUCUGAGGAGCUCAGAGAUGAACAUUACAAUAAGAAGCUGAUGGAGGCAUUCUAACUCAAGAACUAAAUGAGAAAUUACGAGGCUCUUGAGAUCUAUCUUGAUAUUAUAGGCCAAGAGUUUCUAAAGGACUCUAAAAUUGAUAAGCAUGUGUAUAUGAGAUUUAAUGCAUUCAAAAACAUCGGAGAGAUCUAUGAAAGGGCUAUUAAAAUCAAGGAAAAAGAUCCCUUCAUCUGGACUAGAUUAGGCUUUUUGGAGUAUGAAACUUUCAAAAAUUUCAACUUAGCUAAAUCAUGUUUUGAAAUUGCUAUCUAAUCUUAUACUACAAUCUAAAGAAGAUCAUCUCACAUCAAUCCGAUACUAGUAAAGCUAGCUGAGAUAGCUUUUCAAGAGUUUGAUUACAAAACUUCUGAAUAAAUGAUCGACUCCAUACUAGUUAGACAGAAUGAAAGAGGCGAUCAGAAGUCUGAAUUUUUCGCUUUUCUGAUGAAAUCUUAUUUCUGUUCUUGGAAAGGUGAUGAUAGAAUGAAUCAGGUCUACCUAUUUAAUGCGAGAAAAAUUUAACCUAAUGCAAAAUACUCAGACUUAGAAAUUAUCAAGAAAUUCAACGAAAGUGUACAAGAGAAGCUUUAAAGUAAAGACUUGGUUAUUAAAUCCAAAAUUUAUAAUCAAGAAUUCGAUAGAGUUGAGCACUCAUAUGAAGUUCUUAGAGCUUAAAACUAAUAACAUAUAAUACAGCUUAAGCCGCAGAAAGAAUACUCAACCUUAUUUGAGUACUUUGAUGAUUUCUUGUUACAAUUAGCAGCAUCAUGCGAAUAAGUAUCUUGGGAUACACUGUAAAAUUCACUCAUUGAUUCCUCAAAAUACUCAGUAAUUUUUGACUAGUAUUUUUAAGAUUCCUAAGCAACUUUUGAGGAUUAGUUGAAAAAAUACAAUGAUAUUAUGAAUCAAAAAGAGAAGAAGAACUGUGCUCAAGAAUAAUAGACAAACAGCACAAUCGCUUAGCAACCAAAUUAGACUAAAAAACAGGCUGCGACUUAAUAGCAAAAUGCGUAGGAAACCAAGAGAUAACUAAGAAAGAAAUUAGACUCAACUGAAUAAUAAUUGAAGUAAUACAAUCUUUAAGCUUUGAAAGACUUAAAAGAUUAUCUCAUAACUGAAAACCCUUAACUUUCUGACUAGGAUUUGGAGUUCAUUUACUCUAUAAAUGAAAUUCAAGCUGCAAGAUAGUUUCUUGUUUAAGAAAAAGAGUAGAAGCCUUAAAACAAUGCAAACGAUAAUGAAAACUCUUAAAAUUUAAACAAGUAUCGUAAUUCAGGCUAGGACUUCUAACUUUCUAAGAAGAGCGAUUAGAUAUUUAAUGCUUUUGGCAAAUUUAAUAUUAUUCUAAAAAAGAUUUAAGGAAGAGGGGUGUUAUAUGUUCUGAGAAACAUGUUGAGGUAUUUGAUUGAUGAUGAUAACAACAAGAAUUUGCUUUUGAAUUUUGAAAAUUCUUGCUAUCUUUACAGAUUAUUCCUAGUAGUAGUAAAUAAUGAUUUUUCAAUUUAGUAACUUGACGCUUUUGGUUCAUUCUCAGUUAUUCUUACCUUAUUUGAAAUGUCUCUCUUUAAUGAUUAAGUAAUGAAGCAUGUGAAAUCAAAUGGCUUAAUAUCCUAGAGAAAAGGAUUUUACGAUUAUCUGAAAGACAAAGAGAUAGAAGUAUUUAUUAUAAUGAAUAAAGAUAUCUAAUAUUGGUAAGAGUCUUCCUAAAACUUAGAUAAAAUACAUUAAUUUGAGAGCAUCAAAAUAAGGUUUUUCAAUUGUAUGAUGUUUAACUCAUUUGAAAUUUUGAAUGACAUGCAUUCGAGUAUCAGAUAUUUUUAGAGAUUAGAUAUUGAGCAACUUAGAUAGUUUGGUUCAGUUUGUCUUCCUUGGAUUUCUAGCAACUAUAGCAUUGAUGAAUAUAAAAUUGCUUAGUAUGGAAGUUGCAAGAUAAAGGAAGCUUAGGUUUUCAAAAACAAUGAUGUCAAGUUAAUGGAAUUGAAGAGCAAGCAGUUGGAAGAAAGACAGGGAAAGAUUUCUGGCGAAUAAAUACAGCCUUAGUUUAGCGAGCUUACUUAUUUUUAUCUCGAUCAGUUAUGCAUAUAUCUCUAAAAAGCUUACUAAAAUGAAUUCUCUGUGUCUGCUAAUUUCUCUACCUAAGAAGAAAAGAUAAAAGAGAUGUGGGAUAAACUAUCAUAUUCAUUGUGUUACAGUGAAUCACGCACUAUGUUUAGAGUAGUGAAUCACUUAUUCAGUAUAUUGACUGCCUUUCAAAGUCUUUAGAAAUAAUACUACGAUUAAUAUAUGCUUAAAAAAUUAGAGUUUGAAAAGAUUUUAUGCGAAAUCUCAGACAAACUCAAAAUAGUCUUCAUCAGAAUAAUGGAAUCUACAAAGGAAUCUAACUUUGAUGAUAUAUCUCUUCUUAAGAAUUCUUUGAUUCAUGAACUUAGAGAUAUAACUAUGACUACAGAACCCCGUAAACAAAUCAAUGAACUUAUGAGAACAGAAUAAAAUCUCUUAAGAUUGUUAAGUAACGAAUUCACACAUUACCAAGUGAACUAGCAGCAAAUUAAGUAGGGAGAUAAAAUUCUUUAGUCAAUAUAAAUGAGCUUAUUCUACAUGGAGAUGUUCAUUGCCAUUCUUAAGUCUAAUCAUGGUGAAGAUCUUAAUACUUAGUUGAAAUAGGUGACUAAACUCAUUAAGCAAUUUGAUAAAGUUUGCAAGAAAAAUCAUGAAGUAUUCUUAAAAUCAUACUUCUAUUUCCUUACUCAAAUUUUCCCACCAUUGAUGAACUUCUUCGUAACUCAUGUCAAUUAUUUAGAUUCUUCAAAGGAAAUUCAUCUUGGGAAUAUUAAUGGGUCAUCUGGCUUUAUCAACAAUAAUAAUGAUUUACUUGCUUUGCUGAUCUAGCUUUCUCAAUAUUUCUUUGAUCUUAAAUUCAGCAUGAAGGAACUUUAAAAACUGUCACAAGCUAAUCCGUCAAAGAAUAGCAGAGAUAUCUAAAUGAGUUCCAAGAAAAAUAGGAAUAGCCGAGAAAAUUCAGAAAACUUUUAAAGGAACAGUUCUAAGCAAGAUGAUGAGGAUGAGGAAGAAGAGGAGAGUGAGGAUGAAAAGAAAAGCUAUUAGCUUAAAAUGGUCUAUGGCAUGAAGGCUAAUCAAAACAAAAUUUGGCAGUAAAUUGUUAAUUACAAUGGAACUCAGAAAAUGAAUUUGACUGGUAGUGGCAUUUAGAACUAGCAACUGGGAUAUCUAUAUUAAAAUGAUUUAAUCGACGCUUACUUCUUGAAAGAUAUUCUAAGUUUCUGUAAUCUACUUUGCAACGGCAGACUAUCAUAAUGCGGUACCAUGAUUAAAAAAGAUGUUGCAAAUAUCAUAACUUUUCUUGAUGUAAUUUGCAAAUUCUUACUAGAGAAAUAAAAACAGAUUUUUGAAUCUUGUAGCAAAGCUAAACACUAUUAUUCUAUCUUUUAAGAAGCAUCAGACAAAACUCCAUUUAAAUUUUUCUUAAUGUACAAUAUAAGUUAACAAAAUCAACAAGUCAAAUGCACUUGUGGGACGAUAAAUCAAAGAUGUAACCUAGACAAUCUUAAAUAUAAGUAGACAAUAGAAAAUUUAUCAUCAUAAUUGCUGAAUAUAAUGUCACAUAUCUGCUUUGAAGCAUCUCCAUAUUAGAUAGUGAACUAAAAGGGUAAGAAAAAAUUAACUCUUGUUGAGAGUUUUCCAAGUCUUUAUGGAGUGGUAGGACCCAAUAAUUCCAAUACUAUUUCAUAUUUGCAAGCUCUAAGAGAUAAGCUAUCUCCAAUAAACUUGGUGUAUUCAGAUUUUAAGGUUUAAUCUUAAAUAAUCCAUACUUAAAUUUUAUCAGAAAUUUACUUAAGCGUCAAUAGUCAUAAAUUGAAUUAGGAUUACAAGACAAAUGAGAACUAUAUUAAGAAUAAAGUCAGCUAUAAAAAAUCAUUGAAUAUCAUGAUGAUAAGUUUGCUAGAGUUGUAUAACUAAAUUAAACAGGAAUUAAAAAAUGGGCGAACAUUUAUAACUUAGAAUAGCAGUAACUACUCAAUGUCAUGGGCAAAUACUAACUAGGCUCAUUUGAUAAAAAUAUGCCUUACUCAGAUGAUAACCUUAUAUUUGAUUAAUCGAUAAUAAGCAAGUAUUAAGAAUCUUUAAUAAGCUAUCAUAAUUCUGUCUAUUAUCUGUGAGAAAAUUGAGAAACUUUUGAUCCUUCAACAGGAUCCAAGAUAUCGUUGUAAUAACGCAUAUGAAGUUGAGCAGGCGAUAUGCCAAUUACUGGAAAGGUUAAUUGAAUAUAUACAGAGAUCUCAAAAUAAUUUAGGUGAUGAAGUUCAAUUUAAAUUAAUCCCCGACUUAUUUGAAGUGUACAUCUUAUAGAUGCACUCAAUCACAAGUUAGUUCUAGAACAGAUUUGAUAAUAUGGAAAUUAAUCUCUCUUUCGAUUAUCCUUGCUUGCAGUCAAUUAUAUAAAGGAAAAUGUGCGAUAAGGUGGACUUAUCGAAUGAUCCUGUACAAAAAUACAAAUUUCUAUGCUAAAUUGCUAAAUCAAUUAAAAUUGCAAGAAUGAACUAAUCUCUUAAUGGAUGCGUUGAAUUAUUUAUUAUCCUUAUAAAAUAUGGUAUUAAACUUGGACUCUAGUUAAAGUAUGAGGAAAACUGCUUCUCAGAUUAAGAAUUAGCAGAAAUGAAAAUGAUAUUUGAGACUGUGAUUUAAACAUUAUCAACUAACAGAGAUAUCUUCAAAUUUAUAUAGAACACACUUGUUCCAUAAUCAACUACAUAUCAAGUAGGGUCUGACAGAGAAGAGAGCAUUGUUCUUGAUCCUAAUAUUUCAGCCUCCUUAUUAAGAGCUUAGAUAUUUGAAACAAAUGAAAUCCCUGCGUAUAACCAAUAUGAAAAUAGCUUAUUUAAGCUUUAUCUCUAUGGAGAUAGGCUAUUCUAAUUACUAUCAUUAGCUUCUCCUAAAGUAUGGAUGAAAAUGCUUCUCCAAUAUUCUUUAGCUAAAGCCCUUAAAAUGGAAAUUGAACUAAAUCAAUGUGAGAGAAAUAGAACUUGCUUUGAAAUAAUGGAAAAGAUACGAGAUAUGCUCUUACCGUUGAUAAACUCUAUGAAUAACUAUGAGGACAAUUACCAAAACUAGAGCAUAUAAAACUUCUACUAAAAUGAUGAGAAAAAGAAUCUUAUCACACAAAUCAAUCAUUUUGACUUCUCAAUAUGCGAUCUAAGAAUAAAGAUUAGAAGAUUUUACUUGGAGAUUUGCUAGCAAUGCUAGAAGUAUGAGUAUAUUAAAGAAGUUUAAAAAAGGUUCAUUUAGCUGUAUAGACAAUCAGAAAAUUAGAAGUAAAAAGAUUCAGGUAGUACUAGUCAAGCUCUACAAGUUAUAAAGUAAAUAGAGCUGAGAAUGAUGAUGGAAUUAUCAAGGGACAAGUUUAUUGAGUCUUUGAAUCAAAGAGUCAAAAUGCAGUUGAGCAUAUUCUUAAACAUCAGAAAUAAUAUAAUAAGUAACAAUGGGUCGCUUUCAGUCUAAGAAAUGGACCAAUUAAGAUCUACAUACAAAGAUUUCAAGGACAAGCUAUUAACUACAAAAGAUUAAAUUCCUAAUCAAUUGAGAGAUGCAAUUGAUAUAUUCAUAGAAACCCAUUCUAAAAAGGGUUAUCUUAGUAAACUCAUUAAUGAUGAAUAAAAGAGACUACUCAGGUAAACUUUGCUUAUGUGUUCAGCAUUCUGUGGUCCAGAUUCAGAAGUAGCUGGAGAAAAAAUAACCUCUAAAUUCUUAGACUUUAGCAGAAUCUUCGAUGAAGAGUAUGAACUAGAUGGACUCAUGAUAAGUAUCAAAUGGUUCCUUAAUAUUCUUGAAGAAAGGACUAAUAUUGGAAAUAAGGAAGGCUCAAAUGAUAUUAAAAGAGCACCAGCAGGUUCAAAAAUUGAUCUUGAACUUUGUAAAAAGCUCAAAGCUACUUUGGAAGAGCUAGAGAAACAAAUCUAGGAUUAAAAUUAAAGAACUAUCUAAGCUUAGCAAGCAUACCAACAGCAAAUACCUUCAUUAUUUGCUGAGGAGUAAUUGAUUCCUCAAUUUCCUUCUAUUGGAACAAAGGUUUUCAAUCAAUAAUGA